AUGCCGAAACUGCUCGUAGGUUACUUUGGAUCCUUGUCAGGUUCGUGGGUGGAGGACCAACACUUCGACCGCGAAGUUUUCACCACGGCCCUGGGACUGGAAGCUAACAUUGAAGGUCUGAGCGGGGAUGCGUUGGUAGCUGCCCUAACACGCGUGUGCUACGCCACCAUCCCGAGGAAAGCCCUGCCGAGAAAUGGCAGACGCCAGGUAUACUGGGGUAGCAUCGACAAAAGCAUCCAGAACAAAGAGAAUGCUGAUGAAAUUAGAUCUGAGGUAUCCAACGCGAUCGUCAAUUAUAUAAAUUAUCAUCAACAACCUAGGCACCCGUCUGAAGAAUGGAUUCAAAAAGAAGCCGACAAAUGCGGAAAAUUUCUCAAAGAGAACCAAAAUCUGGUAAUCACGAAAGCGGAUCAAGUUAAUUCGGUCUUCGGGUGGGUGCUGUCUGGUCGCACCACACAAAGCCGGCAAGAAGCACCCGUCCAUUGUAACGUAGCUACUGUCGCUGAUCUACACAACUACAUGGAAAAGUUCUGGAAAGUUGAAGAGAAUCCAACUGCUACAAACUAUUCCCCGGACGAAACAGCCUGCGAAACUUUCUUCCAACGCACUGUUACUCGUGAUUCCUCGGGUCGAUAUAUAGUACGCCUUCCAUUCAAGCAGUCAGUCGUUCAACAACUUGGGGAAAAUUGUAAAUCGGCAUUGCAUCGUUUUCGAAUGUUGGAGAAUCGACUAUCUCGUGAUGCUAAGAUCGCUCAACAAUAUCGGGACUUUAUGACCGAAUAUUUGCAACUGGGUCACAUGGUGCCACUCAGUAGUUUAGGAGAAGAAAUCCAUCCGAAGUACUAUUUGCCACAUCAUCCAGUGGUAAAAGAGAGUAGCACUACAACAAAGCUGCGCGUCGUUUUUGAUGCUUCUAGCAAAACAAGCACCGGCAUCUCCCUAAACGAUACCCUCCUCGUUGGUCCAAUCGUGCAAGACGAUUUGCGAUCAAUUGUCAUGCGAUCACGUACUCAAGAAAUUAUUCUCGUUGCGGAUGCAGAAAAAAUGUACCGCCAGGUGCGGCAUGCUUUUGAUGACUAUGCAUAUUUAUGCAUAUACUGGCGGCAAUCUCCGGAUCAACCAAUCGAAACAUUUGUUCUCCAAACGGUGACAUACGGAACCGCUUCGGCUCCCUUUCUGGCCACCCGGGUACUGAUGCAGUUGGCAAGCGACGAGACACUGAACUUCCCAUUAGAGGCGAGAGUAAUGGAGAAAGGUUUUUACGUCCAUAACCUUUUUACCGGAGCGGCAACAGUAGGAAAGGCUAUCGAGCUACGAGAGCAACUUGAUGGUAUGCUGCGGCAGCUGCCCAAAGGAGAAUUUCAAAUGAGAAAGUGGGCGUCUAAUUGCGAAGCUGUUCUGGAAGGUAUUUCGCCUAAGAAUCGAGCUCUUCAGCACUCAAUCGACUUUGAUCGAGACCAAACGAUCAAAACACUUGGUCUGCAUUGGGAACCGGGUACUGAUGUUCUUAAAUACAAAAUCGACCUACACCUGCCACCCAACACUACUCUCACUAAGCGUCUUACGCUUUCUUUCAUCGCUCAGCUCUUCGAUCCAUUGGGCUUAGUUGGGCCUGUCGUCGUUACAGCUAAGGCUUUCAUGCAAACGCUCUGGACUCUCAGAGACGAAAAUGGAGAGGUUUGGGAAUGGGAUCGUGAACUUCCAGUCAGUUUGAGAGACCGGUGGAUCGCUUACCACACAGAUCUUCCUGUACUCAACGAAUUGAGAAUCAAUCGUUUCGCACUUUUGCAAGCAUGCAAUAAAAUUGAGCUCCAUGUGUUUUCGGAUGCGUCCGACAUUGGAUUCGGAACUUGUGCCUACCUGAGGUCUACUGACAUCCAAGGUCGAAUCAAAGUUGCUUUGCUGACCUCAAAAUCCCGAAUCGCUCCUUUGAAAAAGCAAACAACACCACGGCUAGAAUUGUGUGGUGCUCUACUUUCUGCCGAGUUGUACCAACGCAUCGCCGCUUCCCUGCAGCAUUCUUUCACCACAAGUUUUUGGACAGAUUCCAUGACCGUCAUUAAUUGGUUGAAGGCAACACCCUCCACUUGGACUACCUUCGUGGCAAACAGAGUGUCCAAAAUUCAAAACGCCACUCAAAAUUGUAAUUGGAACCACAUCGCAGGACUCGAUAAUCCGGCAGAUGUUAUUUCCCGUGGUUGCCUAGCAUCAGAACUAAUCCACAACAAGCUUUGGUGGGGUGGCCCAGAAUGGUUGCAGAAGAAAAAGGAUUACUGGCCUGUUUCUGGACAGCAGUGUGGAUCGACUGAUCAAAGCAGCAUUGAGCGAAGGAAAACUGUCGCAGUUUUAGUAUCGGCUACUACUACACCCUCGUUUCUCGACGAAUACGUUGCCAAUUUCUCUAAUUACACGAAGAUGAUUCGAAUCACAGCUUAUUGGCGGCGAUUCUUCUCAUUGCUACGAACACGGAAGGAAAAUAUUACAUUCACCUUUCUAAGGACCGACGAACUAAAAACAGCCGAACAUGCGCUUAUCCGAUUGCUGCAGCAACAAUGCUUCCCGGAUGAAUGGAAACGACUGAAAGGUGGACAACAUGUUGCGAAAGGUUCUCGCUUGAAAUGGUUUCAUCCAAUGAUAUCUCCCAACGACAAUAUCAUUCGAAUCGGCGGUCGUCUCGGUCAAUCAAAUCAAUAUUACGACUUCAAGCAUCCCAUUUUGCUACCUGGAACUCACCGUCUGUCGAAAUUGCUACUCUCAUCAUAUCAUCUGAAGUUACUACAUGCAGCCCCCCAGCUACUGGUAAAUACUGUUCGAUUAAACUAUUGGCUACUGAGUGGAAGAAGUGUGGCACGGCAGAUUGUACACAAAUGCAUUACCUGUGUGCGCGCUAGACCGAAGCUCAUCGAACAAUUUAUGUCUGAGCUCCCAGCAGCUCGUGUCACGGCAGCUCGACCGUUUUCUCGCGUGGGCAUAGAUUUUUGGGGACCAAUACAACUUCAACCACGGCACCGGCGUGAUGUUCCAAUUAAGGCAUACAUUGCUGUCUUUGUCUGCUUUUCUACAAAGGCAGUUCAUAUUGAGCUCGUCUCAAAUUUGACUACAGCCAAAUUUCUGCAAGCCUUUCGACGUUUUGUGGCUCGCCGAGGUCUCUGCUCUGAAGUAUUCACGGAUAAUGGGAAGAAUUUUGUGGGCGCAGCGAAUGAGCUCAAGAAACUUAUACGAAGCAGCGAGUACAAGGAGCAAAUGGCACAAGAGUGUACGGAAAAUGGUAUCCGAUGGCACUUCAACCCUCCCAAAGGAUCUCAUUUCGGUGGGCUCUGGGAGGCGGCAAUACGGUCGGCUCAAAAGCAUUUCUCACGGGUCCUGGGAUCUCGACUGCUGGCGCACGACGAUAUGGAGACACUUCUAGCGCAAAUAGAAUGUUGUCUUAACUCUCGGCCACUCGUACCAUUGACCGACGAUCCUUCGGAUCUAGAGCCUUUAACCCCAGGCCACUUCCUUGUGGGCUCAGCUUUGAAGGCAGUACCAGACGUCAACCUUCUAUCGGUUCCGUACAACCGGUUAACCCAAUGGCAGUGUCGCGACGAGACCCCCCUGGUACUGGUCAACUGUGACUGGUCAAGCUAUUAG
Molecule: messenger RNA, 3630 nt
Organism: Armigeres subalbatus
Lineage: Eukaryota; Metazoa; Arthropoda; Insecta; Diptera; Culicidae
Exons: 3
Coding region: 1-3630 (1209 amino acids)
Biological process (GO): DNA integration
Molecular function (GO): nucleic acid binding
Source: RefSeq, a predicted model, not a curated record